Molecule: messenger RNA, 932 nt
Organism: Colletotrichum phormii
Lineage: Eukaryota; Fungi; Ascomycota; Sordariomycetes; Glomerellales; Glomerellaceae
Exons: 1
Coding region: 217-762 (181 amino acids)
Source: RefSeq, a predicted model, not a curated record
CUGUGUUGACAACUCGCGGUAUUUCUCUCGGGAUCGGUUGGUCGAGAUCAUGACGUCCUUGGGAUAUGUCCAACUUGAGGGAAAGGUCACGAACAAGCUUGUCUACUCAUUCUGGAAGAGAGCGAAUGCUCCAAGCAAACCGCUGCCCGCAUUUGCCAAGAAGGAGCUCAACCCGGGUCUGAAUCGUAACAACUUCACAAUCACACUGAAGGGUCCAUGAUUGCGUGCCACCAGAUUGAACCAUUUCUUUGGUCUAAGGAGCCGGCUGGCAGAUCAUCAAGUGCGUUGAAAGCAGGACGUCGCCAUUGUCAUUGUGAUCAAAGACGGGCCCCAAUCACGAUUCUGGCUGCCUUUUUGGGGGCAAUCCUGGACGAUCAGACGCCGAGGCGGGCCUUGAGGUGGUGUAAGUUCCAAGCGUUCUCCCCUCACAGCGAUCGACAGGCGAUCGUCCAUAUCCUCGCUUCCGUUUGGACGCCUCGAAGAAGUCACGUUUCCAAUAAGCCAACGAUGACCCGUGUUGUGGGACGAAUGUCGUCGGCACGACGAGUCCACGAUAAACCCCGCCGUCCGGGCAUUUGGCAAGCGCCCGUUGCAAGCGACAGGCCGCCACGGCUGCUUUCACCUGCCUUCCACGGGACGGACGAGUCCAUGUUCUACAUCUGGAUCAAUCGGCAAUUCAUGCGAGACAAAACAUGGACUUUGUCGGCUGCUGCGGAACCUCUGGCGUUUGGAUGGGGCGUCAAGGUCUCGAGCUCCAGUUGAUACAGCUUCGACCUGCCUGUUUCUCACAAGAUGGCCAUCUCGUUUACGGUCUCGUACUAGCUGUUGCGGGUAAAGCUAGGUAUGAGAUCCCACGUGCCUGAAGCCGAGGAAUGGGCGACUGGCAUCUAGAACAGACUUGGCUUGAAGAGUAAGGGAUAGGAUGGACGGGA